Messenger RNA from Limulus polyphemus (Atlantic horseshoe crab), 1823 nucleotides. RefSeq lists its product as uncharacterized. Bases 16 to 1212 code for a protein of 398 amino acids. Lineage: Eukaryota; Metazoa; Arthropoda; Merostomata; Xiphosura; Limulidae. The record is from RefSeq and is a predicted model, not a curated record. The transcript has 8 exons.
UGCGUGGUAUCUAUCAUGUUUACGUAUGUUAUCUGGCUAAUACUUUUACAAGCUGUUUACAGUUUAAAACUGGUGGAACUAAAUGUCCCUGCUGGCGUUGCACUUGGCGCCCCCGUGUGGAUGUAUUGUGGUUACGACUUGGAAGGUGACGAUUUGUAUUCAGUCAAAUGGUACAAAGACCAUGUAGAGUUCUACCGCUUUCUUCCAAGUGACCAACCUCCUGGACAGAAGUAUGAUUUGCAUGGAGUCAAUAUCGAUUUAGAAAGAUCAAAUCAAACCCAUGUCUUCCUUACCGAGACAAGCCUCAACACGGAAGGCUUAUUCGAGUGCGAGGUGUCGACAGAAGCGCCAUCUUACAGUACGGUACAAGUGGAUAAAACUUUGAAAAUAUAUGCUUUACCAGAGGAACCCCCUGAUAUCGAGGGUAAUCAGCCAACCUAUCAGAUUGGGGAAGAGGUGAACGUGACAUGUCAUUCAAAGUCGUCUAAACCCGUCUCCAUCCUGACUUGGUAUAUCAAUGGUAAAAAGGCAAAGCCGUCAUACAUAACAACGUACCCUAUUCAGGAACAGUUGAACGGGUUGAAAACAACUGCACUAGGCCUAACGUUUAUCGUCACAUACAGCCACUUCAGCUAUGGCGUCAUGCGCCUACGCUGUACAGCCUCUGUGACCCAGGAAUAUUCAACACAUAGCAAGGAACUCAUUAUUGGAGAGAGUAUUAAAGCAGACAAUUUUUAUUCAUCAAAUGUCGUCGUCCAAGACAUCGCCCCACGAGUAACAGGAGACAAAGGGAAGUACGUUGUGGGAGACAUUGUGGACUUGAAUUGUUCCUCUUCGCGCUUUACAAAAUCUCUAAGGCUCUCUUGGACUAUUAAUGGGAAACCGGCGAACAUCUCGUACCUUGUCAAAUACCCGGAUGUCCAUCAACAAAAUGGAAUCACGUUUUCUCAACUAGGUCUAAGAUUCAUUAUCACCCAAAAACACUUGCACGGUGAUGGUCUCAAAAUUAGAUGCACCGCUACCGUUGCCAAGGUGAUUGAUACAAACGAAAAAGAAGUGUUCAUUGGAGGCUUUCAACAAACAUCCGGGCUCCAUGUUGUAGGAAAUUUGGAAGCAGAUCUAGCCAAUGGACGAGUGGGUGUUUUUAUACCUUCUUGGACCUUGAUUCUAGGCCUACCUACGUUUGUGUUGCAAAUCCAAUCUUCAGCUUGAAAGUGAAUAUCUGGUAGAAAUAACAACCAUCUUUUAUAGAACGCAACUCGAGAUUCUAUUGUCAAGAUAACCAGCUCAGGAACUUUACGCUUCUCCAAAGUUUUACGAGCCGCAGAACCCGUAAAACCUAUAUGCGCUCCUUUUAAAUUGAAAUGAUAUGGACCUGAAAAAAAAAAUAUAUAUAUACAUAUAUAUAUAUGGUAAAAAAUUGAAACUUUUGGGGUAAGGUCGAAUGCAAAUGGUGUUCGAUACAACAGAGAACUUUUUCUAGGACUUAGCAUGUAUACUUGUUGAGGAUGUUUCAUUUGUUGGCUUAAAGCUAAAAAUAUUACAGGAUACGUUGCCACAACCAACUUAUGUUUAUCCCCUGUUAACUGGUAAUAGUCAUUCCUACAUUAACACAAAGAUCGAAAGUGGUUCCUCCGUUAGAAUUUAUCAUAACUUAGCGAGAAAGGUAUAUUAUGCUUCAGGUUUUUUCAAAUCGAUAGUUCUAACAGUUUCUUUUACACGUGGAAUCAGAUCCAUUUUCUUGACACAUUUGGCAAUACUUUUUUUAUCAAUUUCACAUGCGGUGCUAUCGAUCUAGAACGUUUGAUUCUUUUCCGAAGGUU